This is a messenger RNA of Sitodiplosis mosellana (orange wheat blossom midge), 2530 nucleotides long. RefSeq lists its product as uncharacterized. The record is from RefSeq and is a predicted model, not a curated record. Gene Ontology annotation, cellular component: nucleus; super elongation complex. The coding region runs from base 199 to 1626 and encodes 475 amino acids. Gene Ontology annotation, molecular function: protein binding. NCBI's taxonomy places the organism in Eukaryota, Metazoa, Arthropoda, Insecta, Diptera, Cecidomyiidae. Gene Ontology annotation, biological process: regulation of gene expression. The transcript has a single exon.
AGCUGGUCGAUCACAGCUUACUAGAUAUUCGUUUAAUAUAGUGAAAAGUUUUGAGAACAUUCCAUGUUUUGAAAUAUAAAUAAAAGUGAACAUUUAAGAAUCUUCAUUUAGUCGCCUAAAUCAACGUAAUUUAUUAAAAACGCCGGUGUUUCAAACAUAAUUCCAACUCUUAAAAACAAAGACAAAACCGAAUAAAAAAUGUCAUUAACGAUGAGUAGAAAAUCGUUUGUGUAUAAAAACACUUAUGUGAAAAAAAUUCGCGGACUGUAUUUGGAUUCGAAGACAUCCGAUGUGAACUUUGUAUUUGAUGUCGAUACCGAUCACCCGGUAAAGAUUCCAGCGCACAAGGUCAUACUAUCACUUAAAAAUCCAGUGUUUGAUGCGAUGUUCUAUGGUCCGGCAAAGGAAGGAAGCAAUAUUCCGAUUGCAGAUGCAUGUGCCGCUGCAUUCAAAGAGUUUUUACAGUUUUUUUACUUGGAUAAGGUGCGACUAUCAGCCGAGCAUAUCGUGCAAGUGAUCAAUUUAUGCAAGAAGUACGAUAUGGAAGAGUGCAUGGAAGCAUGUGAAAAAACGCUGCAAAAAUCAUUGACCAUCAAUGAUAUGUGCUCUGGCUAUAGCAUCGCUUUGGUUCUUGAGCAGAAAAAUUUGAUCGAGUUUUGCGAGAAUAAAAUCAAAACGAAAGCAUUUAAAGUAAUGGAAUCAGAGAGUUUCCUUGAGGCUGAACGUAGUUUGUUGGAGAAAAUAUUGACUGUGGUAUCAUCAGGUUGGAGCGCCUUAGAGACAGUCAUGGCGUGCAUGGAAUGGGCUAAAGCCGAAUGCAAUCGAAACAACUUUGAGACGAGCCCAGGGAAUUUAAGAAUUCAAUUGGGAGAGCUGUUCGGUCAAAUUCCAUUUGAAAAACUCACAUUGGAACAGUUUUCGCAGUACACUGCCGCAUAUAAUGGAUUUUUUGAUGCAGAAGAAAUUGAAGUGAUGAAUCAUAGAAUCCAACUUCAAAAUCAACUAUCACAAUCCAAAGUUCAUUAUUACCAUUUCGUGCGUACAAACGACGACAGAGACGAUUCAGAAGAAAUACAAGAUCUACCUCGUUUGUUAUCAGAAGCAAAGAGAUUGAAACAUGUAGCAGACGUUGAAACGGAUGAUUCGUUACAAGCCAUUUUGUAUACAGAAGCAGCUGUAUAUUUUCUGCUGACAGGUCUUGGAAUGGAGCGAGAUGCAGUCACGGCAAGGACAGCGUUUACGAUGUACAAAGAUAGUCUCAGUUUAUUGAAAUACAUUGCAACGAAAUUUCGAAUUUACGAACACCAUUUGCCUCAAAGAAGCAUUCACAGUAAAGUGAAAAUUCUGAAUUUAAGAUGCCAAUCGUUAACAUAUUUAAAAUUUUACAAAAUUAAGAGGAACGAGCUUAACCUUUCGGAAGUUAUCGAGCACCAAAACACGUUAUCAGCAUAUUUAUCGAAUAGUCAUGAGAUAUGGGAUUUGGCCGAUUCAUUAGUUAUCAGAGGGAAUCAUAAAGAGUUCUUCAUUGGGCUUGAUCAUGAACAUGGACCAAUUACACUGCACAGCUCACUCAGCGAACUGUUUAGAUAUGUUCACAACGGUUUACAAAAACUAAAACAAAUGUGAUGAUGAUCUAUCUUCGUUUGAAUCAUCACUUUUCACUUCUGUGACACAUAAGAAGAAAAAAGAACCAAAAUUCUACACAAAGAAUAAAACCAAUGGAAUAACUGAAUUUAUUAUGAUAAAAAUAAGAAGGUAGAGACUAUCGUAUAAUAAUUUUUACUGAUUUUUCUUACUUCAGGAAACACAAAAAUUAAAAAGAAAUUAUUUGUUAAAUCCCCUACAAAUAUUGGGUGAAACGAAAAACGUCAUAAAAAACCAAAAAAUCGUCCUAUAAAUUAUGAAAAUCAUCCUAAAUAUCACAAAAAUCGUCCUGACAAAAUACAAAAAUCGUCCUAAAAAACUAAAAAAAAAUCGACCAAAAAGACCCUAAUUUCGUCCGAAAAAUAGUACAAAAAAAAUCUUAAAAAAACCUAAAAAUGUCCUCAAAAACCCAAAAAACAUCCUAAAAAAGAUUGUGUUUGUUACAGUAUAUUUUACUGAGUUGUCUCAUUGCCAUUGAAAUAUAUAAUUAAACAUACAGUUACUCACAAAAUUGUUCAAUGUGUCCAAAACGCAUAUUUUCUAUAUCGCAUGGGGCAGAUAUGGUAAUAUUAUCGUGUGAUACUUGCUUACGUGCGUCUCAUAUUCAUCAUAUUUCGUCAAAAAAGGAACAUUCGGCUACAUCUAUUCGUAAUGCUCAAUUUUAUGUUACAAAAUAUCGCUGAUAACAUUUGAUGCUGUCGUUUUUACAAUCUAAGGAAUUUCCGUUCAUUUCGUCUAUUCCACAGUUCUCUGUUGAGUCACGCUUUAAUCAUUUCCUUCUUCAAUUCUACAGCAUCAAAAUAAGAAAUAUUUUCGUUAGUUUUAUCAGAAAAUGAUUUCAUUUUAGUUAUCAACAACAAACAAUUUCGAAGAAAACAACGAAAAU